Molecule: messenger RNA, 5775 nt
Organism: Oncorhynchus gorbuscha (pink salmon)
Lineage: Eukaryota; Metazoa; Chordata; Actinopteri; Salmoniformes; Salmonidae
Exons: 4
Coding region: 3967-5037 (356 amino acids)
Molecular function (GO): nucleic acid binding
Source: RefSeq, a predicted model, not a curated record
AAUGGUAAAAAGUGUGGAAAAAAUGGGGGAAUAAAUAAAUAAGGAAAAUCUGAAACCUGGAAAAACAAAACCGCCAAAGCUGAAAAAAAAUGGAAUUAAGUUUUUUUAAAGGCCCUAACAAUGUUUUUUUUUGAGCGGGUGUCAUCCUGCAGCACAGCAUUUUGGGGAAAGUUGAGGUCUGGUCCAAUAUUGCCUAGGUUGGGCCAUCAUAGAAAUGUUAAAGAGUAAUAUAAUAUAAAAUAAUAUAUGCCAUUUACCAGACGAUUUUAUCCAAAGCAAGUUACAGUUAUGCGUGCAUACAUCAGAGUAAAUUGGCACCCGCAAACCAUUUCUCAAGCACAGACUUUCACUUUGUGGAGCACUGAAAAAUACCCAUAGCUAUUCUGAAUGCUCUGUGUCCUUCUCUUUGAAGAAAAUUGAUUAGUCACCAUAGCGCUUGUCUCCAGUAGACUGGAAUCCAUGGUUACGGAGCUCAAGGUGAUUGUAAUACCACAGCGAGUCAAGUCAUAAUCAUGCCUGGCGAUCUCUUAUGAGCUCAUUUGAAAGAGGGAAACAGUUAUUACAGUAGGGAUCGAUAUGGAACCGUAUAAAUCUGUCAGUCAGGUACUUGGUAAGUGAUUCUAAAUCACAUUAGUGUUUCACAUUGUUCAGGCGGGGCACCCUACGAAAGGGUUAGCUGUUGAUUUUGGGGUUUUGUGCUCUAGCUGGAAAAUAAUUAAGGAUGAACACGAUCACAUAGGUGAUAUUAGUAAGCCUAUGUCAAGCACAAAACCUGAGCUGGUUUAAUUGUAUCUGUUUUCAAAGCUCCCUGUCCUCUUCUCUUACUUGUUGUAUUAUCUUCUCUACUUUCCCCCAUUCAGUAUCUCAGUGCUUCUACCUAUUCAUGACUCAUUGGCCCAAUUCCCCCCUAUUAUCUCUAUUAUCCUACAUUUGCAACAUGGUUAUCUGGUUGCAAACUGCCUUUUUGGUUGAGAAGACAUAAUAGAACCAGAUUAUAGCCAAUUGGUCUCUGUAUAAACCAGGUAACGACAUAUUUGUCAUAGCAAGAUCAAGACAUCAUGGGAAAGACGUCAUAAAAAACGUUAACAAAAUUUCCCUUUACAGUCUGACAAUGUUGCAACCAGUUUUGCCCAAUGGGAUAUUAUUAUCAGACCAACAUGUUUGUUGAAUAGCUAUAGAAAUCGUAUGCAGGGCUCAUCAAGUCCCCAAAGACUACAAAGACCUCCUCAGGCGCUACCCAAGAUACCUCCCUUAAAAGAGCGAUUUGCUGCUCUAUCCUGACGCAGGGGAGCUGUCAUGGACCGACAAAUAACCAAAAUAUUCCCUACACACAACGUGCAACUUUGUGCCAACUAUUUUAUGUGGUUAUCUGGUUGUAACAGAGAGCUGUUGGUUAUUCUGGUUGUCUGACGCCUUCUCAACCAGACAACCAGUUUACAACCAGAAAACGAUGUCAUUACAUGACAUGGUAUGCCAAAAGUUCCCCGUAGGUUCAGUAUCUGUGUGUGCCACAACCUGACUUGCUAUCAUCUGGACAUUUUGUGUAUGAACUUUUACUUGUGGUUCCAUCCACACAUCUACUACUUCAUGCAGAGGAGCUGCUGUUGCCCUUUUCUCAUUUGCCCCGAAACAGGGAGCAUGCAUAGGAAGUGCCUGUGUUAAGAAAACAAACACAAGCGCUCAUGCAUUAUGGAGCCUCUGUUGUAAGGAAGUAUGUUACAAAAGGACUGUAGCAUAUGUAAUUAAUGGGAGUUAAGAAUGUUUUGAGUCUGUAUUAGGUGUGUGUGUGUUUUCCCUGCAAAUCCUCUGAAACCUGGCGAUGGAGAUAAACAGCUUCAAAGUGGUCGUUUUGCUUAUGAGCAUGAGCUGCUGUGACAGCUAAGGAGGGUAGUCCGCCUUCGACUCUCCUCCAUUCCCCCCUUCCUCUAUUCAUCUGCAGUUUCUUCUCUCUCUUUCUCACUCCAUCUUCAUGGAGGCACUUACAGUUUUUCUCAAUUGCUAAAACACUAAAACCCAUUGGCUGAACAAAGUGCUCAGUUGCCUGGACUCAUUUAGCUAAUUAUGCAGUCUGUUUUUAAUACCUUAAACCAUUUCACAUGGUAAAACACAAUUUGCAGAUCUCACUUAGACUUUUCAGGAUAGAAUGGAUAGAAGAAACAAUGUCAGAGGACGAGGACGAGUGCGUAUGGGAGGAGGGGGAGGAGGGCAAGAAAGAGGAAGAGGAGGAUGAAGAAGAAGAAGAAGAGGAAGACAAAGAUGGAAAUAUCUGAUGAAAUUCGAGCAACAGUUAUAGAUGUUCUUGUCCAUGGACUGACAAUGAGGGAAGCAGGACUUAGAGUGCAACCCAAUUUGAGCCGAUUUUCUGUGUCCACCAUAGUAAGGACAUUCAGAGAAGAGAACAGGUACAGUAUACUACUGUAUUUUUGUAAUUGCAAAUUUAUUGUACUACACUAUAUGCAGCUGUUUCAAUAGACAUUUUUAAAGUUAAUCACUGUAUGUAUUGUACUACAUGAAUAUGUUUUGUAACUGCACAACUACUUUUUGUAGAAUUGCAAGGCUGCCACAUGCAGGUGGAAGGACAGCUAUAUUCAAUCGGGAGCAAGAGGCCAUUAUAGUUAGCAUGGUCCUUCAAGAUAAUGCAAUACGACUCAGAGAAAUCCAGGAACGAGUGAUACAAAACAUUAUUUCCACAAUUGACCGUAUCCUCCAUCGUAACAGGAUGCGAAUGAAACAAGUAUACAGAGUACCUUUUGAGCGCAACUCACCAAGGGUGAAAGAACUGCGAGCUCAGUAUGUGCAAACAAUAUUUGACUUGGAGUCCUUGGACAGACCCCAUGAGUUCAUCUUUGUCAUUGAAGCAGGCUUCAAUCUAACAAAGAGGAGAAGGAGAGGCCCAAACAUGAUUGGACAGCGGACCAUUGUUGAAGUCCCUGGUCAACGAGGUGGCAAUGUUACAAUCUGUGCUGCUAUCAGCAACCAUGGUGUUCGACAUCACCAUGUUACACUCGGGCCAUAUAACACCCAGCACCUUCUAAGAUUUAUUGCCAAUCUAAGAGAGAUUUUAUUUGAGGAGCAGGGUCAAGAGCUAAAUGAGAAUCCCAUUCCCACCUAUGUGAUAGUGUAGGACAAUGUCAGUUUCCAACGAGCUGCUCAGGUAAGGGAAUGGUUUAACAUCAAUGGGCAGUUUAUGAACUUGUACCUCCCUCCAUACUCGCCUUUCCAUAAUCCGAUUGAGGAGUUUUUCUCCUCUUGGAGAUGGAAAGUGUAUGAUAGACAACCCUACCACAGAGUAAAUCUGCUGCAAGCCAUGGAUUUAGCCUGUAGUGAUAUAGGUGAGGAAUCAUGUCAGGGCUGGACAUGGCACUCAAGAGGCUUCUUCCCCCGUCGCCUCAGGAGGGACAAUAUUGCUUGUGAUGUCAACGAAGUGCUCUGGCCUGACCCAGCCCAAAGACAAGAAGAAGUACAUUGAUCACAUGUUUACUCCUUUGAUUUUUGUCCCUUUUGGGACAAAUUGGGUUGUUAUUGUAUACUGUAGUACAGUGCAUUGUAGGCUGUAUAUUGUACAAUGGACAAAUUGUAUGGGCCUGAACAUUGUGCUUUCCAUUUAUUACAGUUUUUUUCCAAUUGCUAACACACUAAAAUGACAUGCACAGCACAAUUAUUUAAACUGACACACAGAGAGCAAAACCUCUUCUCAAGUCUCCAAAAGUCUAAACACAUUUUCUGCUUUACACACAUUUUGCAAUUCAAAAUGGCACUUUUUAAAUGCACUGCACACAGUUCUCUGCAUAAGACACAACAAUCUGACAUAAAGUCACAUGUUUGCCAUUUCAAAACACUGCCAUUCAAAAUUACACUACAUGGGCUAACUGGCCAAACACCUCAAUGGUUAAUUGUUACCACUUCAAUCAGGAAGUAAGCACUAUGUAAAGACCACAGGUGAGCACCUUUUGUUUUACAACAACAAUGGAAGCCGUUGCAGAGAGAGAAAGAGAAAGAGGGAGGGUGAGAAUGAGAGGGGGAGGGGGAGGAAGAGUGAGAGGUAUGGGUAGAGCUGGUAGAGGAGUUCAUUGCCAAAGAAGACAACAUCUUUCAAAUGAAAUCAGAGCAACCGUAGUUGAUCAUGUCAUCAACCAUGGGCUGACAAUGCGAGAGGCUGGACAGAGAGUGCAGCCCAACUUGAGCCGUUUUACUGUCGCCUCUGUCAUCCGGACAUUUAGACUAGAGUACAGGACUGAGAGAUGCAACCAUGGUAGAGGAAUAGGCCAAAUGUUCACCGGGGUACAGGAAGCUAACAUUGUAAACUUGGUUUUGGAAAAUAAUGAAAUCAGAUUACGAGAUAUUCAAAGCCACAUCAUCCAAGACAACACCAUAUUCAACAACAUUCAACGAGUCAGUCUGUCCACAUUGGCUCGCAUUCUCACGCGAAACCAAAUCAGAAUGAAACAACUUUAUAAGGUGCCGUUUGAGAGAAACUCUCAAAGAAACAAAGAGUUCAGACGAGCAUAUGUGGAUGGAGUACUGGAAAUGGAUGCUCAUGCAAUCCCACAUGAGUUCAUCUGUAUAGAUGAGGCUGGGUUCAACCUAGCAAAGACCAGAAGAAGGGGGAGAAACGUCAUUGGCCACAAAGCCAUUAUAGAUGUUCCUGGCCAACGUGGUGGGAACAUCACAAUGUGCGCUGCCAUCUCCAACGUGGUCCAAGGUGUCCUCCACCGUCAUGCCAACCUUGGACCAUACAACACAGCCCAUAUUAUCACAUUUCUGGACAGACUCCACAACAUUGUCAUACCACCAGAGCGUAUGAAUGAUGCAGAUCAUCAAAGAACCCGGUACGUUGUAGUAUGGGACAACAUGAGCUUUCAUCGUGCAGCCCCAGUCCAAAACUGGUUUGCUGACCUCCCACCAUUUCUCAUGCAAUUACCUCCCACCAUACUCACCAUUUCUGAACCCCAUAGAAGAGUUGUUUUCGGCAUGGCGGUGGAAGGUAUACGACCGGCAGCCCUUUGUGCUCAUGCCUCUUGUGCAGGCUAUGGAUGAGGCAUGUGAUGAGAUUGAUGUGGGUGCGAUUCAGGGAUAGAUAAGGCACUCAAGGCACUUCUUCACUCGAUGUCUGGCAAGGGAAGAUAUUGCCUGUGAUGUGGACGAGGCGUUGUGGCCAGACCCAGCUGUGCGGCAAGAUGCUGCCUCUUUUUUUCUAUAUAUUUUUUCUGCAAUUUUCAGUUUACUGUUUUUUUGUGAGCAUAUUUUUGUUCAGUCCAAUGUAAAUAUAUCUGCUGUGCAUAUGUUGCACUGACUUGUUUGGUUUAAAAAUUGUAAAAAAUGUAGGUGUAUCUGCAAAUAUUUCUGUGUAUCUGAAGAUUUUCUACAAUUUGAACUAUUUUAGUAUUAUGGCAAAGCAUACUAAAGAUGAGAGUGCUUUUCAUUAUGCCCAACAGUGUGUAGUUGGUUAGACAAAAAUCUGGUAAUAUGAAUGAAGUGUGUGCCAUUUCGUGCAAACGUUUGAUUUUGAUAAUGCUAUAUGUAGUUUUGGUUGCAGUGCUUCAUUUUGCAGGAUAUAUGAGGUAUUUUGCAGUUUGAGUGUGUGGUUUUGUGAAUUGUGUUAAGUAUUUUGAUAAAACCAGCCUAGUUUGCAAAAUUGUGUCUUAGCGAUUGGGAAAAACUGUUAACAGUACUGACUGCUCAAUAGAUUUUGACUGGUUGCAGGUUCAUAUGAACAAAGAACAAGAAUUACAGUAUCACAGAGACAAAGGACAAGUUUGUGAGAUGCAGGGUACA